AUGUCCCUCCAAACCCCCGAAAUCCUCACCGCCUACGACUCCGUCCGCUCCGACAAGUCCCCCACCAACUGGCUUCUCCUCAGCAACUCCUCUCCCAGCACGCAAACCCUUUCCCUCAAAGCCACCGGCUCAGGCGGCAUUCCGGAGCUUCUCUCGCACCUCUCCCCCAGCGAAGUAUCCUACGCCUACGUGCGGAUCCAAUACGCCAACGACGCGGAGUCCGUCCGGGUAAAGUUCGCGCUGAUCAUCUGGAUUGGCGAGCAGACGAAAGUGAUGCGCAAGGCGCGGGUGUCGAUUGAGUCAGGGGAGGUGAAGAAGGUGUUGGCGCAUCAUAGCGUUUCUGUGCAGGCUUCGGAGCUGAAGGAGAUUGAUGAGGAGGAGAUUGUGAGGCUUUGUAGGAAGGCUGGGGGUGCUGAUUAUAAUGGUGGGAGGGGUUAG
Messenger RNA from Sordaria macrospora k-hell, 438 nucleotides. RefSeq lists its product as uncharacterized. The record is from RefSeq and is a predicted model, not a curated record. NCBI's taxonomy places the organism in Eukaryota, Fungi, Ascomycota, Sordariomycetes, Sordariales, Sordariaceae. Gene Ontology annotation, biological process: regulation of actin filament polymerization. Gene Ontology annotation, cellular component: cortical actin cytoskeleton; site of polarized growth; actin filament. Gene Ontology annotation, molecular function: actin filament binding.